Molecule: messenger RNA, 933 nt
Organism: Brugia malayi
Lineage: Eukaryota; Metazoa; Nematoda; Chromadorea; Rhabditida; Onchocercidae
Gene: Bma-fnta-1
Product: Protein prenyltransferase alpha subunit repeat containing protein
Exons: 7
Coding region: 1-933 (310 amino acids)
Biological process (GO): protein farnesylation; protein geranylgeranylation
Cellular component (GO): cytoplasm; CAAX-protein geranylgeranyltransferase complex; protein farnesyltransferase complex
Molecular function (GO): protein farnesyltransferase activity; CAAX-protein geranylgeranyltransferase activity
Source: RefSeq, a predicted model, not a curated record
AUGGACAAACUUGAGCGAUAUCGGGAUGAUCCAGAAUGGGAUGAUGUUCACCCUAUUCCACUCACAGAUGAUGAACAAGCAGCUGUUCGGAUUGAAACUAGUGAUGCUUUUAAUGAUGCAUUUAUGUAUCUACGAGCUGUUGUACUCAGUAAUGAAAUGUCAGAACGUGCAUUUAAAUUAACUGUUAAAUGUAUUGAUUUGAACCCUGCUAAUUAUACUCUCUGGCAAUAUCGUCGUUCUCUUCUGAAAGCACUGAAUAAAGAUCUGAAUGAGGAAUUCAACUUCAUUGCUGAAGUGAUUGAAGAAAAUCCUAAGAAUUAUCAGGUCUGGCAUCAUCGUCGAACACUAGUGGAAUGGACAAAUGAUGCCAGUCGAGAGCUUGAUUUCACAGCGCGAAUGAUUGAAGAUGAAGCCAAAAACUACCAUUCAUGGCAGCAUCGUCAAUGGGUCGUUGAAAAAUUCAAAUUAUUCAGUCAGCAAGAAUUGAAUUAUAGCGCAGGACUUUUGAUCGAAGACAUGCGUAAUAAUUCGGCCUGGAACUACCGGUAUUUUAUACUUCAAGGAUUGGAUACAUUAAAGGAUCCCACCGUUUUAAAUCGAGAAAUUUUAAUGACUCAGUCUAUGAUCAGAAAAAUUCCAAAUAAUGAGAGCGCAUGGAAUUUCUUGUCUGGAAUAUUACUUGAUAAAGGAUUUUCUUCUCGAGCGGAUAUAAUGCAAUUUUGCCUUGAACUAAGCGAACAGAAACGUGUACCACUUUGUCUUAGUUUCAUGGUGGAUAUAUUGAUAGAAAGGAUUGAGAAGAAAAUGGAAGUUAAAGAGAAUGCUGCACAAGCAUUGCAAGUACUCCAACAAUUGAAAGAGCUGGAUCCAAUACGAAAAGAUUAUUGGAAUUAUAAUGUGAAACUUGUCAAUAAUCUUAUCGAAGCAAAUUAA